GUAAUGCAGAGUAACCGUGGUUAAGAAAACGGUUAUAGCGAACCGGGUUUAGUUAGGAGGGAUUUAGGGCAACUGGCGAUUACAUUCAAUUUUUAACAAUUGUGCAGCCCUUUGUUAUCUUCUCGGCAUACGCUACAGAAGAACAACAAAAUAAGUGCUAAAUUUGCCUAAAAUUUGGAAACCCUAAUCGGUUGUUAUUCGGUCUGUUUAGAAUCAUUGGGCUGGCGAACGAGUCGCGGGGAAGGGGAAAUCUCAGAGUUUCUUCUACUUCUUCUUCGUCUUCUCUGGGCGUUGGGCGUGGGCGUGGGCGUGGGCGUGGGCGGGCAGCGCUUGCAAAUAUGUAUUCUAGAGGGGCCAUGUUGGGAGGCGGGGGUAUGUCCGACGGGUACGAGGUCAGCACAAAGAGACAACGGAUGAUAGAUCCUGAUCCAUACUUCGCUGGGGGUCCUGGUGCAUUUGGGCCUUACACUUACGGUACAGGAAUGCCUUAUCUUGGUCAGCCACGAUCUUUUCCUGUGGUUCGUCUGCGAGGUCUUCCUUUCAAUUGCAGUGAGAGUGAUGUGUUCGAGUUCUUUGCCGGACUGGAUGUUGUUGAUGUAUUGUUAGUGCACAAGCAGGGACGGUUCUCUGGUGAGGCAUAUGUCGUGUUGGGAGCUCCAAUGCAAGUUGACUUUGCUCUUCAGAGGGAUAGGCAGAAUAUGGGUAGGCGGUAUGUUGAAGUUUUCCGAUGCAAGAAGCAGGAUUACUAUAAUGCCAUUGCAAAUGAAGUGAAUGAACCCAAGGCGGAUGAUGCUGCUCCUCCUCCUCCCUCUAAUUAUUCAAAGGGAUCAACAGACAAGGACCACAUGGAACACAGUGGAAUUUUGAAGCUCAGAGGACUUCCUUUUUCAGUAACAAAAAGGGACAUCAUUGACUUUUUUGGAGAUUAUGAUCUUUCUGAAUCAAAUAUCCAUAUAGUAACAAAUUCAGAUGGAAGGGCAACAGGUGAGGCAUUUGUGGAAUUUUCUAGCACUGAUGAUUCCAAAGCUGCCAUGAGCAAAGAUAAAAUGACAAUUGGCAGCAGGUAUGUGGAGCUUUUCCCAUCAACCCGUGAGGAAGCCAGUCGUGCGGCAUCACGAUCGAGGCAUUAACUCGCCUCUUUUGCUAAGCUGUGUCCACUGUCAAAGGGACACCAAUGAUAUUUUUAAUCCUGUUUAGAAGUUACCUUUCUUUUUGCAUAGAUAGUUGAAUAUCCAUCAAUAGGUUUUGAUAUUCAAGAUAGUCUCGAGGCAAGUAGCAUUUCAAAUUCAGACUUGAGGUACAUAUACUUCAGAUAUAUUUUUAUUCUGACAUUUAUAUAGAUGCAUGCUUUUAAUAGUCUGCUUAACUUUCUGUAUUACAAAAACAAUCGUGCUGUAAUAUGCGAUUUGGGCUUUUUGCUUUUCUUA
Molecule: messenger RNA, 1427 nt
Organism: Cryptomeria japonica (Japanese cedar)
Lineage: Eukaryota; Viridiplantae; Streptophyta; Pinopsida; Cupressales; Cupressaceae
Exons: 2
Coding region: 339-1130 (263 amino acids)
Cellular component (GO): ribonucleoprotein complex
Molecular function (GO): RNA binding
Source: RefSeq, a predicted model, not a curated record